Molecule: messenger RNA, 3514 nt
Organism: Aedes aegypti (yellow fever mosquito)
Lineage: Eukaryota; Metazoa; Arthropoda; Insecta; Diptera; Culicidae
Gene: tey
Product: protein Teyrha-meyrha
Exons: 11
Coding region: 774-2732 (652 amino acids)
Biological process (GO): protein ubiquitination
Molecular function (GO): ubiquitin protein ligase activity
Source: RefSeq, a predicted model, not a curated record
UUACAACUUCAGUACAUCUCAGGUGUCAGUUGCGGAAGGACGUGAUUUUCGUUUUUGCUACUGUGCAUAUCGCUUGCCGUCGCCACCGCCGCGAGUUAGUUAAUUGUGACGACAACACAACGUUCGUGUUCUACUUUUGAUCCGACCCCACCCCCUGUGCUAAGUGUAUGAUUUCAACCCCUCCCCUUUCCCCUAAUCUGGGCACUACCGCCCUCGGUACAACCCUGUCCAUGAGAGCUCCCACGUUGACGCUGGACUAUUGGGGAGCCAUUGCAGCGCACCUCCGUGAAUGUGAGUGUGCUUAGUGUGAAGCUCUCUGUUUAGUGAACAUUUUAAAUGACUACCUUGGGCAACUGUCCACCGAACUGCAGUUCAGUGAGUAACAUUAGAUUUAGUUGCAGUUCAUAUGCGAGCUAGUGGAGUGUGAUAUCCGGUGACGUACACUGUGGAUAGUGUGGAUGGACCAGUCGUCAUUGGGGCGAUGAAGAAAUACUGAAUGAAACCCUUUGAUUCAUGAUCGUGUUGUACAAUUCAUCGAGCUUAUUAGUGUACAUUAGUGUAUUGUUUACUGUUAGCAAACCCAUUCCGUCUAAAACGGCAUUGAAAAGAAAAGUGAUUUUAACGAAGAAUUGCGAAAAAUCUGGGAGCUGAAAACGUACACACAUAAUAAUUGUGAUAGAGCUUUUUAGUGCUUAAAUGUUUACCCAUGCUAAUGACACUGUUAGCCUUUGUUCGUUAUUGAUUUGUAUGGUGCAAUCACCUGUAGUCGUGCAAUGGAUAAUCCCAGCUAUGGAUCUUCGCACAUGUCAUCGCCAGCGCUAGUUGUGUUCUCCCAGGCUGCGAAUGGAUUAAGUGACGCGCUUCGCAUUCAAAGACCAUUUAAUUCUCAUCUUCCGGACGCCAAAGACCUGCACCAUCUUUCGCUAAUGAGUGGCUACGGGGCCCAUCUGCUGCACGGCUUCCAGCCCCACUUCCUGCAUCCACUCAAUCCGGCCGUAUCGACGGCCAACGGAACUAGUCCCUUCGGUGGAGGGGGAGCGUUUGUUAAACCGUUUCCUUCGAACCUGCCGCUACCGUCUGCCUUCGCACCACCCAAAUGCCUCGGAUUUGGCAUCGACCAAAAUAUCUUUUCCAAGGGGCUGCUGUUCGGUAGCAGUAGCGGUUCGGAGUCUUUCCGAACGUCGGACUCGUCCAGUCCAGCAUGUGCAUCGUUAUCACCGCCGGCCAAGGAUGAAUCAAUGGAAGGCCAAACCAGCGAAGAAGGCGACCGAGAUCGAGAUCGGAUAUGCAGCCCGGAACGAAGUCCUGAAACACCUGGCUUCAGACAACUUCUAUCACUGUUCGGGCCUAAGAACCAUUUUUUGUCUUAUGUAGACGAUCAAAACAAGACAAUCAGAAGAAUCGGUCCUCCCAAGAAAACCUUCGUUGGAACUCCGCCGCCCAACUCGUGUCCCAUCUGUGGAAUCCAGUUGGCACCAAGUGACCUGGAGACCCACUUCUCUGCGGAAUUGACACGACUAACCAAAAUGAGCUCGGCAGCGGAACGGCUUGAAUUGCGACGAACUCUCAGCGUAGACAUGCAUGCGAUGCAAAACACCCUCCAAGGUCGCACCAGCCGAUGGGAAACGUUUAAAAAUAUUCGCAACAAGCGUCAGGAUCGCCUCCGGGGUAAGUUACGGAAGCGAAAAUUCGACGGUGAAGAUGGAUUUGGGCUGCAGCUUGGUAACCUCAAUUGCCAGUCCUGUCCGGUGUGUCACGGGCGGCUCCAACGGACGCAGGAGGAAAUUGCCCAGCACAUCGAAGAUUGUGUGAGGAAGCAACAGCAGCAACAUCAACAACAACAUCAUCAACAGCAGCAAAGCGGCCAAUCUUCGGCUCAGGACGAAGAUGAAACUGUCGACGUGGAAAGCUAUGGAGACGAAACAUCCAAUGGAGCCAUUAACAUGACUUCCAAUGUGAUCCAUCACACAAACAAUAGUUUACAUAAUAAUAACAAUAACAACAACAACACCCCAAUGAAACCGGACCCUCCGAUGACCAAACUUCCGCCCAUGGAAGAAAGUGCCAUCACAUCACUUAGCUCAAUCGUUCCCCAUUGGGAUAGGAAAAAUCGGCUGAAUCUACCCCUUAACUGUACGGCCACGUCCGACAACUCGAUCACCCGAGUAACUCCGACCAGUAGCGACCAGCGGAUCGACGUUGACUACGAGCAAGAUCACGACCACAGCCAGGAUAUGGUUACCGAUCACGACGAAGAGGUCAUCGUAGACAAUACGGACGACGAAGAGUGCAUCAAACGACCCCGACAAACUGGACUGGGCAGUCAUGUCUGCAACGGUAAUCCCGGAUUGGGUGUGGCACGUGACGACAAAAAUAGCACGGAAGAGGCAACUUCGUCGGUGGAAAUCGAUUCCGCCACGGAUUCGAUGACGAUACGAACGGCUGGCACGACACCCAACUCCGAUUCAUACGUGAGCACUUCGGAGCCCGCGGAACCAUCAUCCAAAGCCCAGGUGCUCGAGGAGCUUAAGGCCCGGAUACGAGAACUGGAAGGUUCUCCGCACUACAAAUGUUUCAUAUGUAAGGAAAAGUGUAAAGCUUUGAUUAUUUCGAAAAUAUGCGGCCAUUACCUUUGCGAGGAGUGCUGGAUCACCGAAACGGACUCCUCCAAAACAUGCCCACGUUGCAAAAUCAUCACCGCCAAUUCAGAUUUUAGGAAAAUUUAUGCAUAAAGCAAAUAGAAUUUUUUAUUUAUUUUAGAAUUGUUCUCCUUAAUAUUUAUUUAUUUCAGUUCAAGAUGUUCUACUUUUACAUCAAAAAUGUGUACAGUAAAAUAAAAACAAAAAAAUCUCACACUUCACACUUUUAAGGCAGAACUCACGUAAUAAAAAUCGAAUGAAUCACCAUGACCGAUGGAGUCAAUAUUCUAAUUCUUAGCAAACCCUUCCUUGGAAUAAAAUUUAAAAAAGUAAAAUGUGCAAUAAAUGUUUGAUUCCAUAAUAUGGAGAAUAUUCCCGAAAACAAGAUCAACCGAUCUAAUCAUACUCCACCUUUAGUGUAAAACAUUAAAUUUUGCCCAGUGAUAGAAGCCAUCAUCAGCCAGAAAAGUUUAUGGGAUAUCAAUCACUUUAUAAAAGUACACACACAGAAAUGAGAGAGCCAAGGGAACCAGGCUUAAUUGUUAUUUCUAUACAUAUUGGUACUAGAUAAUCAUGAGAAGCGGUUAGUCGAAAUACAUAGAAAUCUAUGCUGUUGUGUACAUAGCUAUAAUGAGUAUUACAUUCUAAGGUAAAUUAUUGCAUCCAAAAUAGCGUAAUGAUAUUCAGCCCCCCUUCCAAGAGAAAUAUUUUUCGCAUUGAUAAUAACUUUCUUGUAGUGUCAUAAAAAAAGAAAGAAAAAAAACAUUCAACCAAAAAGCGGAAGAGGCAACGAAUUCAAUUGUUUAUGUCAAAUUAAUAAAGUUAGGGAAGCUAAAUUUCUCAACUGAUGGUCAAUAAAAUCUAAAAAUCAAAAA